Messenger RNA from Syzygium oleosum, 647 nucleotides. Its product is annotated as 50S ribosomal protein L31, chloroplastic. Gene Ontology annotation, biological process: translation. Gene Ontology annotation, molecular function: structural constituent of ribosome. Lineage: Eukaryota; Viridiplantae; Streptophyta; Magnoliopsida; Myrtales; Myrtaceae. The transcript is spliced from 2 exons. Gene Ontology annotation, cellular component: ribosome. Bases 124 to 522 code for a protein of 132 amino acids. The record is from RefSeq and is a predicted model, not a curated record.
CGUUCAUCUCCGCUUUGGCAACGUCACCCUCCAUCCAAAAACCGAAGUCUCAUCAUCUUCAACCUCCAGCCACAAAAAUUCCCACCUUCUCUCUGCACUCGCACGGCACAGGGAGCGACAAAAAUGGCGCUCACCACCGCAUUCCUCCCAAGGAAUCUCUCCCCGCCGUCCCUCGCCGUCAACAAGGCGAAAUUGCCGGCGAGGAGCGGCGACCGCAUGCGAGUGAGCUGCAGGAAGAAGGACCUGCACCCUCAGUUCUACGAGGACGCCAAGGUGUACUGCAACGGCGAGCUGGUGAUGACCACCGGCGGGACCCAGCAGGAGUACGUCGUCGACGUCUGGUCCGGCAACCACCCCUUCUACCUCGGCAACCGCUCCGCCGUCCUCGUCGACGCGGACCAAGUCGAGAAAUUCCGCAAGAAGUUCGGCGAGCUGUCGGAGAUCAUGGAGAUCCCCGUGCUCAAGGGGGAGAUCAUAGUGCCCUCGCGGCGCAAGUCGGCUAAGGGUGGUAAGAAGAAGUAGGGUUUCUUUGUGCUGUGCCUUUUGCAAUUAAAAUUGUGAUUGAGCCUUUGUUUAGUUGUUGUAAUUGAAUGAGAUGGUUUCUGCUCUAAUGGAAAGGGGAAAUUGAGAGUGGUUGAUGUGGAGAA